CCAUCGCCGUCGCCGUCGCUGUCUAAAAAUACCUACCGAUCUCCGACUAGGUGUCCACCAUGGCUUCUCCCGCGCACCCAUCAACCCACCGCCCGCGAUUCUGCUUCCGGCGGCCUCUCCGCGCGCCGCCGCCGCCGCGGCUGCCUCUUCCCUCUUUCUACUCCCGCCGUCCCUCGGAAGUCCAGGUGUCCCAAUUCAGAAGCAUAACCUCAAGAACUGCACGAAGGCGUAAUCCGGUUCAAAUUAUUACUACAGCAUUCGAUGAUGAUCCUGGGGACUUCUCGUUGGCACAUGAUGAUGGAGAGGAGGAUUUUGGUGUUGUUCCAUAUUCAAGUGAGAGUGAGUGGAGUGAUGAGGAUGUUGUGUUGAUCGCAUUCGGGGAUGUUGAGUUACCGGUGACUGGCAAGAGCCGGGCUGAGGGAGCGUUGACUGUUGUUGCCCAUAGGUUCGCCACAAUUGACAAAGGGCAUAAGAAGAGCAAAACUCAACAAGGGCUGAUGAAUAAUGUUGGACUGGUUGCUUUCUUAGCAAUGUUACUUUUAUUUGUCGACUGGUGUUCUUGGAAGAUUGUUAGACUACCCCUGGACUCUUUUUACUUGACACGCCCUUUUUUAAUAUCAGCAGUUUUAUCAGCACUUGCUGGAUUUCUAUUUGCACCAGUCGCUGAUAGCUUGAAGAUCCAACAUUUCCGGAGGAGAGGAAAAUCUGUUUCUCCCUCAAGUAGAAAGCCAACCCCAGCAAUGGGAGGAUUGUUCUUUGUUCCUAUUGGUAUUUUUGUUGCAAGAAGAGAGGUUGGUUCCAACUCAAAUGGAGUUAAUGGAGCAGCUAUGAUUACCCUCAUAUUUGCGAUGCUUGGGUUGCUUGAUGAUAUCUCAAGUCUUGCCACAGAUCGCAAUCGUAAAAUACCACAAUGGAUAAGGUUCUUGGUUCAGAUUGUCGCUGGGACUUACUUCUCUAUCUGGUUGGGUUCUGCAGAUAUUUUGACACCAUAUAGCAUGAAAUUUUUGGUUCCUCUGCCUCCACCUCUUGGCCUUGCAUUCAUGGGAAAAGUUUAUUUGGUUCUGGCUGCUACAUGUUCUCUUUCCAUGGGAACAGCAGUAACACUGGUUGAUGGUCUUGAUGGCUUGGCUGGCGGUAUUGCUGCUUUAGCACUCAUAGGACUGUCUGUUGCUGCUCUCCCAAUCUGCUCUGAGCUCAGUGUUUUUGGAGCAUCGAUGUCAGGUGCUUGCACUGGCUUUCUUUUUCAUAACAGAUACAGAGCCUCAAUAGUCAUGAGCCGGGUCGGUUCCUUUGCACUCGGAGGAGCAGUUGCUGCAAUUGCAGCAUGCAGUGGAAUGUUCCUUCCAAUGUUAAUUGCGUGCAGUAUCUUCUUUCUUGAGCUACUGUUUGCAACGCUGCAGGUUCCUUUCCGUAUGGCUACAAAUUCUUUCCGUGGAACAAAAAUAUAUCCGCUGCGAAUUCGUCCCUCACAUUACUACCUCAGGCUGUGGGGCAUAAAGGAACCUUAUAUUGUGGCAGGUGCAUACAUGAUAUCAUGCUUCCUAACUCUGGUGGCAGGAUACCUUGGCCUUCUUUCAGCAUAGAUGAUGGCUCAGUUGCCAUUCUUUUAUUGUUUCCUGUUUCAGUUGUGUGAUACAAUAUAUGGUUUACACGAAUGCCAAUUCUUUUAUUUUUUGCCAAGGCUGUGGUUCAUUGAUAUAACUGGAUAACUGAUAUACUAGAGGAGAAUUAUAGACAUAGAGUGAGGCUUGUAGGAUCGUCAAAAAGGAGCCGUGCAGUGACGCCUUUUGUGUUGUCUUACUUGAAUGUAACUGUUUUUCGAGAAAGGGAACAAAAUGUAACUUGUCUGUUAGCUUAAUUAAUAUUGUUACAGAAGAUUUUUUUUUUCC
This is a messenger RNA of Setaria italica (foxtail millet), 1889 nucleotides long. Its product is annotated as phospho-N-acetylmuramoyl-pentapeptide-transferase homolog. The transcript has 8 exons. Gene Ontology annotation, molecular function: phospho-N-acetylmuramoyl-pentapeptide-transferase activity. The coding region runs from base 60 to 1583 and encodes 507 amino acids. Gene Ontology annotation, biological process: cell wall organization; cell wall macromolecule biosynthetic process. NCBI's taxonomy places the organism in Eukaryota, Viridiplantae, Streptophyta, Magnoliopsida, Poales, Poaceae. The record is from RefSeq and is a predicted model, not a curated record. Gene Ontology annotation, cellular component: membrane.